CUUACAGCACCAGCACCGUAUAGCAGCCCUGCUCCUACAUUUGGCUGCCUUACUCUGCCCUGAAAGCACUGGCGUGGGGAAGGUCCGUCACUGACUAGAAACUGAAUCUCAUCAGGAAACUACACAUUAUCUCACCAUCACUUCAAAGGUCUCGCCCGGCAAAGGGGACGCCAGGAAAUGAUUUAAAGGUGAAAAUGACAAGGUUUCCACUUCUCAAACCUUGGCUCCUUUUCUGACAAUGCGGUCUGAAUGAACCCUGAUGUCUUCUUUACUGUGGACAUAGGAUUGGACGAGAGGAAACUAACAAACAUUUUUUUUUGUUUAAUCCUGAUAAAGAAGAUUGUUGGGAAGCUGUUUUCAAAAAUCUCAUAUUGUGCACAGAUGGAUUUUAAAAAGUGUUAGAUCUUUCCAAUGAACACUAAUAGAGUUCUCUGCUCUUGGCUGGAUUUUUCAGAGAAUGGCAAUGGUCUCGGCGAUGUCCUGGAUCCUGUAUUUGUGGAUAAGUGCUUGUGCCAUGCUGCUCUGCCAGGGAUCCCUGCAACACACCUUCCAGCAGCACCACCUGCACAGACCAGAAAGGCAGCAUAUGGCAGAGUUUUGGAAUACAGGAUUGAAGGCCAGACAGUUGAAGCCCAGCUCGGUGACUUUGGAAGGAGGGACGUGCGAAGUGAUAGCCGCACACAGAUGCUGUAAUAAGAAUCGCAUUGAGGAGCGGUCGCAAACAGUAAAGUGCUCCUGUUUACCCGGGAAAGUGGCCGGAACAACCAGAAACCGACCUUCCUGUGUUGAUGCAUCCAUAGUGAUUGGGAAAUGGUGGUGUGAAAUGGAGCCUUGCCUAGAAGGAGAAGAAUGUAAGACCUUACCUGAUAAUUCUGGAUGGAUGUGUGCUACAGGCAAUAAAAUUAAGACCACAAGGAUUCACCCAAGAACCUAAUGGAAACAUUUGUUAUCCUAGUGAAGGAAAAUUAACCCUGCAGAAAAUACUACAUUUUAAGAAUUCAAAACAUCUUACACAUUUACAAGCCAAAUGGAUUUCUUAUUUGCACUUUGACUGGUUACCAGAUAAUUACAGAGCUUUUACUGGGUGUAACAAAAUAGCCUAUCUGAGAAGACUUGGAAUUCUUGGCAACACCGUGGAAAGUGGGUUUAAAAAGGGGGCAGGGCUUCUCAGUGGAAUUUUUUGUGAUUUUGAAGAACAAGCAACUAUCUCCUAAUUUGGAUCUAUAAUUACUUUGUACCAUUUUAAAUAUAUGUAUAUAUAAUAUUUUGAAAUAUUAUAUAUUCUCUUCAAGAAAUGAACAGUACCACAGUUUGAGCGGAUGGUGUACCUCUCUGAAUUUUGCUUUUGUGGGGUUUUUUGGUUUUUUUGGUCACUUCUUUUACUAUAAGCAAGGAAGAGAUGUGCCCUUUGGAGAAUUCCGCAUGGCACUCAUCCUGGAAUACCAGCUACACGUGUGGACUCCUGGAAUUUGAGGCAUCAUGACAUUACUAAAUCAAGAGCUUCCUUCUAUUUCUACCGGAUGGUCCAAGGAAGCAUAUCAACCUGGUUUAUUGCUUUCUACCUUGUGCAAUACUAGCAUGCAAGCUUGGCUUACAUUAACCAUACUUUAUAUUCAAUUGAUAUAGAAUAACCGUUCUAACCUCUUCCAGGAAAAUAAUUUUAGAACUACUAGCUUCUCCUAGCUUCUCCACAGAUAAGAAAGUGAGGAUUCUGAUAAGAAAGAGAGCUGCUCAACCAUGCUAUUAAGACUGGCAGAGUUUUGGCAGAAUUUGGAUCCCCGUAUUAAUUAAUAAUAAGCCCUGUAAAUACAAUGUCCUGAGGCUUUGUAUAGCUGUCCUUUACUGCAGAAACGUCCUCUGGUUCUCUCCAGUUAUCGUUAACUGCCUAGUGCUGUAGCAACCAGUCUGACCAUGACAUCCCUUUCUGUGUUUGCUUUCUUUGUUUCUGAGUGUUCCAAUCUCUUCUGGUGAGAGGGGAAGGCUGUGAAAGCGAUGGAUUUUCAGAAUGAUCUGUAUGACCAAAUGUUGGACAGCCCUAUUAAAGUGGUAACUAACUCCUUUUUAAA
Molecule: messenger RNA, 2066 nt
Organism: Echinops telfairi (small Madagascar hedgehog)
Lineage: Eukaryota; Metazoa; Chordata; Mammalia; Afrosoricida; Tenrecidae
Gene: TAFA1
Product: TAFA chemokine like family member 1
Exons: 6
Coding region: 458-934 (158 amino acids)
Biological process (GO): neuroblast differentiation; regulation of neuroblast proliferation
Molecular function (GO): receptor ligand activity
Source: RefSeq, a predicted model, not a curated record